Messenger RNA from Odontomachus brunneus, 3889 nucleotides. RefSeq names its product mitogen-activated protein kinase kinase kinase 7-like. Gene Ontology annotation, biological process: positive regulation of canonical NF-kappaB signal transduction; protein phosphorylation; JNK cascade. NCBI's taxonomy places the organism in Eukaryota, Metazoa, Arthropoda, Insecta, Hymenoptera, Formicidae. The record is from RefSeq and is a predicted model, not a curated record. Gene Ontology annotation, molecular function: magnesium ion binding; MAP kinase kinase kinase activity; ATP binding. Bases 347 to 2170 code for a protein of 607 amino acids. The transcript has 10 exons.
UAUUCGCAGAGAAGAAUCGAGAUCGUGAUACGACUCAACGACAAGUUAGACGUAUUUUGUGUUUUCAAAUAGAAUGAUUUAGUGGUGGAUCAGACGGUUUUUUGUCUUCAAAUAGGAAUCAACAGCAAGUCGCAAAGCCUUUUUAUUUUUAAGUGGUACCGAGGACACAUCACACGUAAAGGCGCAUUAUCCUUCCCAACAAGUUUAGCCGUAAUGCCCUUAGACCAGAUUCGGAAGAUGGCGAUUUGUGAGGCUGUUUGAAGCCAAUUUCAGUAAACAUUCAUGUGGGAACCUUCAAAUUUUGAUUAAAUGUGCCCUGAAAAUCAUGUGACGUGGACUAUGUGCGAUGGCGUGCAAAGAGAUAAUCGGCCAUCAGCAGCAGUUCGUUGAGGAAAUCGAUUAUAAUGAAAUUGUACAAGAGCAGGUAGUCGGCAAAGGUUCCUUUGGAGUUGUAUGGAAAGGAAAAUGGAGAGGGCAGUAUGUUGCUGUGAAACACAUAAAUUCAGAAGGAGAGAGAAAGGCCUUCACUGUCGAAGUUAGACAGUUAUCAAGAGUAGCCCAUCCUAAUAUCGUUAAGUUGUAUGGUGCAUGUACCAAGGACCCAGUAUGCUUAGUGAUGGAAUAUGCAGAAGGUGGAUCAUUGUAUAAUGUAUUACAUGGUACUCCUCAAUCACAUUAUACUAUUAGUCAUGCCAUGAGUUGGGCUCUCCAAUGUGCACGUGGUGUUGCAUAUCUUCAUAAUAUGAAACCAAAACCAUUGAUACACAGAGACCUAAAGCCACCCAAUCUAUUAUUAGUUAUGGGUGGUCAAAUACUUAAAAUUUGCGAUUUUGGCACGGCCUGUGACUUAAACACAUAUAUGACUAAUAAUAAAGGCUCAGCCGCAUGGAUGGCACCAGAAGUGUUUGAAGGAUCUAGGUAUACAGAGAAGUGCGAUGUAUUUAGUUGGGGUAUCAUUUUGUGGGAAGUCUUAACACGCAAAAAACCCUUUGAUGAUAUUGGUGCUUCAGCCUUUAGGAUAAUGUGGGCUGUUCAUGUAGGACAAAGGCCUCCUUUGAUAGAAGGAUGCCCAAAACCCAUUGAGGAUCUUAUGACUAGAUGUUGGCAGAAAGCACCUGAAGAAAGACCAUCUAUGGACGAAGUAGUGAGGAUAAUGACCGAGCUAUCAGAAUUUUUCAGUCACCAUUUAGAACCUGUCGAGUAUUCUUUAAGUAGUGAAACUGAUGUUAUAGAUGAAAAUAAAACCUCAAAGGAAGAUACAUUAGAUAUGGCCAGUACUUUAGACUCUCGAAUGAAUGGCUCUGUUACAAACGGUACUAUUCAUACAAUUCCAAAGACCAUAGAAAAAACGGACGAAUGUUCCAAUGGAGAAAAUUCGUUGCACUAUUCUUUACGUUAUGCGGCGCCAUUCGAUGCGUCAACGAAUUUCUUACCCCGACAAAAUAAUUUAGGAUUUCAACGAGUACCUAACGAGUGUCCAGUUCCGAAUAAACAUUAUCCUGGGAGUACGGACAGUAAUUUAGACUAUACUAAGGCACCGAUCUCGCAAAGCACAGCGACACCGACAGCGCGUGACGAAAAAUUUGCUGUGUUACAACACAAAAACUACAAUUUUGCUCCAUUGCAUGUGGAGUGCGACCCGAAUGCUUGGGACUUGCCGAGUUCUUCCGAAUCAUCUUGGGAAAUUCGUAAAAUGGCUGGAUUAGACAAAAUGAUGCCGAAAACGAAGAAGAAUAUCCAACAAAGUAGCAGCACCACGAGCGAAGACUUGGGCAACGUUUGUCGCCUUCUGGAUGCCGAUUUGAGACCUCUCACACCAGACUACACUUGUGAACGCUCGCGCGAAAUCUUCGAGGAGCACAAGCAGAUUGCGCAGGAAUAUCUCAAGGUCCAAACGGAGAUAGCAUUGUUGAGCCAACAUAAGAACGAGAUGCUGAAGAAUUUGAGCCUCGACAGUCUCAAGCAGCAGCAGGAGUUGCGCAAACUGGAGGAUGAAAAGGAGUCCCUGGUAAAGUUGUGUCGCAACCUGACACGGCAAUUGCAGAUCAUGAAGGAUCAAAGGAUCAACGGGGCGCUGACGAACGCCAGUGCACCGACGAUAGCACCUGCCGUUCCCGGAAACAAUGGUUGGGUGGUGGUACCACGUCAAGAUCCGUCGAGGCUUUCCUGAGAUGCGACUCACGGAAUCCAAGAGUCUCAACGAGAAUAUACUUACGUUACAUCGUGCGAUCGCCGGCCUGCGAUACGCGACGUUGACGCGGAGUAAAAUUCCGGUUGUUUUUUAAGUCGACGUCGCGCCGCUGACUACCGAUGAAAGUAGUUGAGGAUAUGUGAGUCAAUAUGGCCAUCCAGCGAGUCCGAUCCACUUUAUCGGACCCGACGAUUUGCGACACACGAAAAGUGCAUCGUGACUGACUUCCGACGUGUGAUUCACGGCCACUUCUAAUCAGCGAUAUCCGUGGAGACGUAGAAGGCACAGUCAUAGAUAUACAUUUAAGAAAAUACGCCUUCCAUUAGAUUUUUUACAAAAUUUCGUGAUCGCAUUUCAUUUUUGUCCUUUGUUGUCAUCAGUUUCCUUGAUUUGCGAUGCAAAUUUGCACGACAAUAAUGGAACAUCCGGAGCGUGCAAGUGGUGCGUGCCAUUGAACGCUAUGGGAGGUUUUUUAACUGGAAAAUCUUGAGGAUGUAUUCCUCACGAAUGAUACAAUCUAGUCGCCUCGACGAUGACUCACGAUUUUUGUCGAAUUUCAUUUGCAUUUCGAUAUGAAAGGUACUUUUUACGUAAUCGUUUGUUAUUCAAGUUAUUAUCUGCGAAUGUGGAUUUUAAACUUUUCAUGUCACAUCGAACGCAAAAUUUGCGCUCACAUUUCUUUGAUAUCAAAUAUAGGAAAAAGGGAAAAAAUUUGAAGUGAGAUGUAAAUACUGAGCAAUCAUCAAAAAUGAAUCAUGAAUACGUACUUGAAGAGCUUAUUUUCAAACUAUUGUGAACUUGGAUUUUCAAGAAAGUUACAUUAUACAGCUUUCUAAAGCUUUCUAUAGCUUUAUUACAUAUUGUCUUCACUUUUUAAAACGACGAAUUUUAAAACGAUUUGAAAGCUCUUCAAUUCUACGAAUCAUAUUGAAAUAUUGUUGUGCGAUAUACACAUAGUGUAUAUCUGUGUCUAUCCAAUCGAAUUGAUCGUGUGUCAGAGAUAUAGCUUAUACAUGUGAUUAAACUUGCUGAGUUUUGUUACUCUUAAUCAACAAUGUUGCAAGAGAACAAUGAUUAAACGAUUUAAAUUUGUUCUUGUUAAUUUAUCGCUUCGUUAAUAUAUAAUUAUCUAUAUAUUGUAAAUAAUCACCUUGUUUCGCCUGAGUGCGAAUACAUUUGACAUUGUUUUAGGUCUAAUAAAUUGUAAAGACACUAUUUAAGUCAGUAUGCCGAUCAAAUAUUCAAUGGCAAAGACGCGCACUCUGCUUGAACUUGAAGGAACAAACACAAAACGGUUUAAUUUUGAAGAUUCAACAAAUUAUAACGAUAUUCAGUAAAUUUUUGCGAAGUUUGUGUCGAAAAAACUUCAGAUAGAACUGUGUGCACAAAAUGCUUAGGUGUCGACAGCGGUUACACGAGCGAACUAUUUUGUCAAUCGAGCGAUGAACUUCCGUUUCAUCUUGAAGAAGCUCUUUCAGAUUUCCUUGUCCUGUUUCUGACUAAUUAGUGUUCAUCAACAAUCGUUGAGAGAAGAGAUCGAUGUUCGUGGAAAACGCAACUGUAGAAAUUACAAGUCAAUUAUGUCCCGCAACAGUUUUUUGAUGAGAGCUCUUUUUCAGGAGUUUAUAUGCCUAAUGGACAUAUGAAUAUGUGAAUGUAAUGUAAAGAUGUAAAUAUAAUUUCUUGUGGAAAGUUUUA